Molecule: messenger RNA, 6268 nt
Organism: Cherax quadricarinatus
Lineage: Eukaryota; Metazoa; Arthropoda; Malacostraca; Decapoda; Parastacidae
Cellular component (GO): cytoplasmic microtubule; endoplasmic reticulum membrane
Molecular function (GO): microtubule binding
Source: RefSeq, a predicted model, not a curated record
GUCUGGGAUAACAAGAAAUCCAGUGUUGAGGAUGUAAACCUCAUUUUCUGCACGUUUCCUCUAUGCUUACUAAGAGUAUUCUGUCUACUUCAGAGAAGGUUAUAUGAGCCUUCAAAAACGUGUUUAAUGCUCUAUGGUCGGGUCAGGGCCCCUCGAUGGUCGGACCGAGGCUCUCGAUGAUCGGGUCAGGGUUCUCGUAGAUGAGAGCAAUGUGGCGGUUGCUCAGCACUAGGUAACGUUCAGAUCUGAACGUCUAACACUGGCAGUGUGAGAAUGGGUUCGAGUAUACAAGAAGUAUUGUGGAGAAAUUUUCUGCAACCCCUAGGGGAGAUCGACGCCCUCUGGGGGGUGGAGAAAAUUUUUCCACAGGUGUUUAGGUGGCUCCGCUAAAUGACUAUUAUCUUUACUGAAUGUUACUUAACUGUUCUUUGUUAUAAGAAUUCAUUAUGUUCUUCACUAUAUCCUCUGUUAUAGUCAUUUCCAAUAUUCUUCGCUAACGACCUGUACGAGUCAUUCAGCACAGGGAGCAGCGGAGGCUCGCUGCUCGGUCCAGUAAGCUCGAGAGACACGUGUACUCGACUAGUUUUAAUGAAGUCAACAAAUAGGUUGGAGCUUCUGCAUUCUCUCUAAUGUUUCUGCCACUUGUUGGAACUCUCACGAAAGUCGAGGUAAUUGAGGUUCGUUUUCCAUAUACGCGUAGUUAAUAGGUAGGGUAAUACAAGGAUCCCGUAGUAAAGCAAGCUUUUAUUGCGCAAUGCUUCGCUCAUCUCGGAGCUAAACGUUGCAGGUCAGUAACUUUGUAUAACCCUUCUUGUAGGCAUUUUGCCUUCCAGCCUUCAGGUUAGGUUAGUGUAUUUUGAGUUGCUCUUUGAUGAACCUGGCUGCAGCUUGUAGACAGGCAGCCACCCUCACUUAAGUUCGCACUAUCUGACAGACUACCUCCAUGCUUCUGUUUAAUUUCAGGUAUCAUGUAAGCUUGCUAGGGAGUUGUGGUCCAUUACUGAGGCGUAGUAGUAGCUUUUUGAUGUGGUGGUGACUUCUCUGUUUGUGGUGGUGGCUUCUUAGUAUGUGGUGGUAGCUUUUUAACCUGGUGGUGGCGGCUUCAUAGUGUGUGGUGGUAGGUUGUUGAGGUGUUUGGGUGACUUUUUUUUUAUGUGAGGCUUGGGAUGACCUGGGAUCACGCAGGAGGGUCACAUAUUACAGUGAAGAGAGGAGGGUGUGUGUUGUGGGCGCGGAGAAGGCACAUGCCAGAUAGCAGUGGAGCUAUUUGAGUCUAAGGGGGUGUUGGUUGGCACGGGGCACCAGUGGCACCGUGACACUGCCUGGGGCCACACCGUACCACUGUGACUGUAGGGGGACACCACGUAGCUACCUUCACUGGCCCCCUCUCCCCAUCCUUUCGUGGUCACCAUCCUGAGUGUCAUGUGUGUGUAAUUAGUGGUGUCAGUGUGUAUCAAGACUCGAGGUGUCAUGGAGCGUCGGGACUCUGACAGUGAGGUGGAGGGGGAGUCCUUCUCUGAGUGUUACACCGAUCUGCCGUCCGAUGAUAGCACUUCCUCGCCAGGCCAGCACCGCCAGUCGCUGGCUUCGGAAGUGCACGCUGGACUCCCCAAGUCGCCUGGACCGCAACACCUGCUGCGUCCCAAGUCACCACACGGCAGGGAAUUUCUACGUAGGUCAGGUUCCAAGCGGCAGGCACCUCAGCCACCCAGCAGACCUCCUCUCAGCACCACACCUGUACCUACGAUACCCAUGCUCAUCAACUCUCCGGUGUCCAGUACCUUAGUCGUACCCAGUAGCUCAGGCGCACCCAGCAACUCAGGCGUACCCAGCAACUCAGGCGUACCCAGCAAUUCGACCGCAACCAGCAGCACUCCUGCACCUACUACUAUAUCCGUACCCAGCCACUCGGCCGUAUCUACUACCAUACCCGAGGCCAGCGAGCCACCCGGCUCCAUCAAGAGUGCUCACCUACAGAUAACCUCAGUGUCAGAGCCAAGACAGUCAGUGCCACACCAGCCUCCAGAACACACUCACCGCAUCGUCACUCAGUCAGUGCAACCUGCCAGUUCCCAGGCCUUCCAUGGUGCCGCAACUGUCUCCACCCCUCACACCUUAACCCACACUCGCCCCAUGUCUCCCUCUCGCCCCAUGUCUCUACCUCGCUUCAUGUCUCCAUCUCGCCCCAUAUCUCCACCUCGCCCCAUAUCUCCACCUCGCCCCAUGUCUCCACCUUGCCCCAUGCCCCCACGGUUGCCGACAGGCGUGGAGAAGGUAGCACCCCAGACGCCCAUACGAUCAGAGUCCUCACAAUCUACGACAAGAAACUUCAACAACCUUGUUAUUAGACUUAUAGAUGACGAAUCCGACUCUGAUACUUACCAGUCCGAAUCAUUCGAUGAGCACAUUGUGUUUCAGAAUAUUCCUACCCCCGGGAGACCUCAGGUCACUGGAGGUCAUCAGGUGAACCAUGCAGUGACCCCUUCACCCCACCAGGUCAUGACCUCUCCAUCACCUGUAAUAAUGACUUCAACGCUUGUAACUCCGCAGUUACAACUGCUAACUUCUCCCGCACAGGUCACAACUGCCUCUACACAGAAUCUUACACCUCGGACACUAGCUGUAGUUAAUAAUCCCAAGCAGAAAGUCAGAGCGGAUCUCGUCGAAAAUAAAGACAUUGUGUAUGAUAACGAUUUCGAUUUUUCCGAGAGUUUCGACGAGUCUCCCAACGCGUCGUGUGUGGAGAACGAAUCUGAGAUGUUCCAGGGUGGAAACCAACAUGUUUUGACUCGGGGUCGAGCUAAGGCACUCAUGCACUCGGCGUCUGACCCGGGAGUAUCACGACCGCGGUGGCAGCACCUUCAGCAGCACCCGCGAGCCCCGGGUCUUGCUGUGCCUCCGCCGCUUGAUCAGCUCAGCGAAGAAGAGGCAGAAGACACGGACUAUAACAGCUACCAGGAUAUUCCGCGAGGCAGAUUACAGCGGACAGACUCCUUGGUGACUGUGGCACACCUGUACGAGGACCUGCUGGUGUCUACCCGUUUCAGGUUACGCGUGACCCUCACCAACUUGACGGUAGUGGUGGUGGCAGCGGCACUAGUCGUCCCCAAUACAUCAACCAUUCUCUACACUGCAUUCAGAUUAGUGUUUGGGACUCUGUUCCCAGCCUACUACUCCUACAAGGCAGUCAAGACUAAAAACGUUAAAGAAUACGUAAAAUGGAUGAUGUACUGGAUUGUGUUUGCCUUCUUCACAUGUUUCGAAACACUAACCGAUCUCUUCUUAAGUUUCUGGUUUCCUUUCUAUUACGAGCUGAAGAUCUUGGUUGUGCUGUGGCUCUUGUCUCCAGCCACCCGGGGCUCAUCCAUUUUGUACCGCAAAUUUGUACAUCCAUGGUUGACCCGUCGAGAAGAUGACAUUGAUAACUGCAUUGCUCAGGCAAAGCAGCAAGGUUACUCCACUGUUAUACAGCUUGGCACCAAGGGAGUUAAUUAUGCUACCACGGUUUUAAUGCAGACCGCAAUUAAGGCAAGUCAAGGAAACCAGGGAGGUGGUGGUAUUGUGAAUCAACUGCGUCGUAGUUACAGCUCUGGUGAACUAGCAGAUGAAGAUAUGAAUCGUAAUGUUAAGGCUUUGCCACACAUUCCCGAUGACGACUAUGACGAUCGCAAUCACUCCUCAGGAUCAUACGAAGGGGAACCACGUAUUCGUGCUGAAAGUGAUGCUGCAUACAAACCUCGAGGAUCAUCAGCAAGUCGUGUUGUGCGGUCCAGCAAGACCAGAUCAGCAGAUGUAUCUGAAGUUUAUUACCAGGAUGUGGCAGACGAAGGCAUCCAGCGCAGACGUUCCCCGCGCACUCAGGACACAGCCAGUGCUGAAGCCCAACCUUCUUUAAUAAGAUCUCAGCCUACGCUACACUUCCAAGAACCGCUAGCAAAAGGACAACCACGAAAAAGAGGCAAGUCUGAGAAUCGACCCAGACCAAAAUCAAUGAUCAAUGCAGCAGAUGUGACUCGUGGUGCAGAAUGGGCUCGAGCUCAGCGAGUUGGGUCCACCGUCUCGCUGAAUACAGAGCUCGAGUUAUCUGAGUCAUCGUCUCACUCUUCUUUAGCUUCAAUUGCUUCCUCAUCUCCGGGACAGCAUUCAGUUCGACCAAAGACUCGAACGGGCUCUACGCGUCGACCAAGAGUCAAUUCUCAAGGUCGAAAAGUAACAGGAACACUAUCACGGUCUUCGUCCCGUUCCCACACAAGUGUUGUUAAAAAAGGAGGAUCAUUGGAGGCUGGAUCUGAAUCAGAGUAAACAAGGCUCCAAAACAAUUGAAUGGUUACAAUUGUUAAUGUGAUUAAUAUCUCUUAUAUGGUGUUAUGAACUGUGAUGUAGCAGCUUUUUGGAGAUACUGUAAGUGCAGAUCUGUGCAAACAGGCUUAAAUGCCACAUUUUGCAGGUGAUAUAUAACUGGAAUAUUUUUCUGUUAUUUUCUAUAGAGAGAGUGUAAUGAUUUAGUUCUAGAAAUUCCUUAAAUUUCAUCUUCCUUUGAAAAGUCUGGUUGUAAGUGCACUAUAUUUUAUACAAGAUUUACUACAUCUGUUAAAAUAAUACAUGAAGAUAUUUCAGCAACAUCUUUGAUCAUGAUAGCCGAAACAGUGUAGUUCAUAAGGAUAAGGAAGACUAUAAGUGCUCUAUUGUCAUAUGAUGAAAGUGGAAACAUAUUUAGUGGAUUAAUUCUUAUAUUACUUUUAAUAUUUGUACCUCUUAUUAAACCAAAAGCAUGAGUAACAAUAGAGGAACACCUUAUUUUCUAAAUGUUUUUAAACAUUACUCUCUUCAAUGCUUGACCUUUUAAGCACCUUGUAUCAAGCUCAGUUGAUCAGUGUUGCACAAACUAGAAUCUCUCUUCUUGCUUAAUGUGUCACCUUAAGAGGAUUUGUGGUCUUCCUUUUAUUUGAACAGUGUUCAUCAUUAAUGAUUGUACAUAUAUAAACACACACUCACACACACCUAAAAGCACGGAUGAUUAUUUUUUCUGAUAAACUGAAUAACUAAAUAUUAAAUUAUCUUAAAGGUUCUACAUAAAAGCUUCUAUACGUAUUUGUAUUGAAUCUAUUAUACGUAAGGUACAACAGUUUCUUGUGCAACUUUUGGUGACUUGAAUCAAACUUAUCCUGAAAAUUAACUUUAUAUUUAGUUUAUUUUGUAACACAAGUUAUAUAAAAUGGAUCAAUUCACUAAAAGUUAAUGAACAAUUUCACAAGAGCUGUUUAUCUACAUUGGUAUUAUUUCUUUGCAUUGAUUAUAACUGUUUUUGGUUAUAAAAAUAAGGCUGUUAAUAAUAUAGGUGCAUUUGUAUAUAUGAUAUUGUUAUAGCACCAUUUAGAAAGAUAUUCAUUGAAUAUACAAUUAAUUAUUUUCCAGAUUCUUUAAUUCAACAGUCAUAUAUAAUAAGUAAUUGGCAAUGAUGAUGGGCUAUAUAACACAUUAUGACACUGUUCAUGUAUAGAAAGUAAUGAUUAGUAAAGAUAUCAGGAACAGAGCUUUAGAGACUUUAAGGUGAUUGACAUGCAUGAUAAUAGCAAAACUACUGUACAGAUGUCUGGACAAGUCACACAUUAGUGUAUUGGUGUAGUGAUGUAGUUGUCCUAAUACCCUGCUCAUCUAGGCUUGGCAGAUCAAAUUCAAAAGUUUUUCUUGGUUCAGUCUAAUUGUUCAAUAGAAGUAUUUUGUACUUAACUGUAGAGAUCACAAUAUAUAAAGUGAGCCAGUGUCCGGACCAAGGAAAGCUUCUUGCUUAAAAAUAGAGUGUAUCCUCUACCUCGACUGAGCAGCAUUCUCAUUUUCUAAGUAGCUUCACAGUAGAAGUUGUUUAGAAUACAAUUUUAACAACCCCUUGUUUCAUUUUGAUGUAUUAUAAAAAGCUCAAAACUGUGAUGUCAUCAUUGCUCUCUGUCACAGCAACUUUUACUUUAAAACUGCAAAAGAAAACAGUGUAUACAAAAUGACUGACUCACAUUAAGAUGGCCACUUUGGAGCUUUAGGGGUUUAUGUGCCAUUGCUAUCACUUAUUAAGAACAUGAGGUGUUAAUCUACUCUCAUAUAUCAAAGAAAUACUCUUAGGUUUCCAGUUAUAACAUGUAUAUUACACAAUGUUGUAAAGUUGGAUUUUUAUUAUGGGAAUUUCCAGUCCCCUUAUAGUUGUAAAGAAUAUAUUGUAUCCUUAUUUUAUGUUAUGUCAGUAUGACUGUUUUAACGUAAAUAAAGAAUGAAAGGA